Messenger RNA from Cinara cedri, 1157 nucleotides. The record is from the annotation of a GenBank genome assembly. Lineage: Eukaryota; Metazoa; Arthropoda; Insecta; Hemiptera; Aphididae.
AUGCCUCCCAAGUCGGGUAUUCUGCAACAAUAUUUUUACGCGUCGUCCAUAGUUCUACAAGACCAAAGUGGCCCCGCUCAACUCAAGUUCACCGGGGGUCACUUAGUCUAUUUCCCGACUGCCGCCAUGCUGCUUGCUCACGUGCUCACUCGUCUUCAUCACGUUAUAUUGAAUAAAGUUCUUACAUCUCGGAUUUGGGCAUGGACUGACUCUUCCAUCGUUUUAUCUUGGCUUGUUGCAGAUCAAAAAACCAUUCAAGAUAUUCAUCACUUAUCGGGUGACGAAGAUUCACGCGUUUCUGCCACAAUGUCAAUGGGGACAUAUAACUACCGAGGAUAAUCCUGCUGAUCCGGCAUCUCGAAGCUUAUUACCUGCGGCUAUGAUUGCCGACCGCUUACAUCGGGAUGGUCCUGCAUUUGUACGUUUACCCGAAGACCAAUGGCACAUGUCGUCUAUUAUCCCAAUUAGUGUCGAUCAGUUACCUGACUUGAAGACCUUCAAGAAGUUUGCCCUUAUGGCUAUCGAAAUUACGUCCCUCGAUCUAAUCUUGUCGAGAUUUUCGUCAUUCACCCGUCUGCGGCGGUCCUCUGCCUACGCUCUCCGUUACAUAAACCAUCAAAUAUUAAAAAAACCCUAACUACAGGUUCGUUGACGAGUACUGAGCUCAACCGCGCUGCAUCAUUUUGAAUACGUCUUACGCAACUAAGCGGCUUCCCACGUCUAGUCAAACAACUGUCGCGACACAUUAGUGUUACUCUACCGUCAAUUGCUAAGUUAGCUACGUUUUGGGACGACAUCGGUCUCAUUCGUGCGAGAGGGCGACUAAUAAACACUAUGCUAUCCUGGGAUGUUAAGCAUCCGUUAUUGUUACCGAAAGUGUCACCAUUAACAUCCCUUAUCAUCCGACAUUACACGUCAAUUUUUCACAUGGAGGUCCAAAAUUAGUACUUUCCAUGUUCUGACAAAAAUUCUUUUCGGACGUGAUGCAAUUAGGCGUAACAUCUUCACUUACGUGAAAUGCACUCGUCAGAACGCCGUUCACCCAGCACCCUUCAUGGGCCAAAUUCCGUCAGUCCUCACCGAAAGUAUUCACGUAAGUAGGCAUGGACUAUGGUGGUCCUUACCUCCUCAAGGAAAGCCGUCACCGAAAUGCCAAG